Messenger RNA from Cylas formicarius (sweet potato weevil), 1148 nucleotides. It is a transcript of the gene vih, whose product is annotated as probable ubiquitin-conjugating enzyme E2 C. NCBI's taxonomy places the organism in Eukaryota, Metazoa, Arthropoda, Insecta, Coleoptera, Brentidae. Bases 423 to 947 code for a protein of 174 amino acids. The record is from RefSeq and is a predicted model, not a curated record. The transcript is spliced from 3 exons.
UUAUUAAUUUUAUUAUUAUUAAUUUGUGUAAGUAUAGAGAAAAACGUAAUUUUGAAUUAAAGAAUUGUUAGUAACUAUAUUGUUUACUGUAGGACAACAAUUUUCAAAAUCUAUUGCAUUAAAAGCCAAAAUAGCAACAUCAAAAAGUCAAACUAUUUUUUUUCCUACACAAGAAGUAUUUCAAACUUGUUUAGUAAUAAGUAACGUUUCUUCGAGAGAUCUAUCAUUUGUUAUAUUACGUUUUCUUUGUGUCUAUGGCUUGUGAUUUAACGUCUUUGUUUCGUAACAUCCAACUCAACUAACCAAUUUUAAAUCAAUACUUUUGAUUGGUCCAUUCAAAUAACUGUCAAAUAAUACUAUUCGAGUAACCGUAAUCUUUCUUCGAUCAAUCAACAUAUUUUAAAACCUAAAACUUCAUUAAAAUGUCGCAAAACAUUAAUCCCUUGCUUGAGCAACAAUCUAGUGCUGUGAAGCAAAACGAUGAUUCUAAAAAACAUCAAAACGACAGUCAUGCGGUUACAAAAAGACUUCAUAAAGAGCUGAUGACCCUGAUGAUAUCUCCAGACAAAAGCAUUUCAGCAUUUCCAGAUGGGGAAAACUUGUUUAGAUGGAUCGGAACAAUAUCUGGACCGAAAGAUUCAGUCUAUGAAACACUUAAAUUUAAAUUGACUUUUCAAUUUCCCAACACGUAUCCCUACAGUGCACCAGUUGUUAAAUUUAUUACGCCAUGCUUUCACCCAAAUAUUGAUUCCAAUGGAAAUAUUUGUUUAGAUAUUUUAAAAGAUAAAUGGUCGGCUUUGUAUGAUGUUCGAACUAUUUUAUUAUCCAUUCAGUCCUUGUUAGGUGAACCAAACAUUGAUAGUCCAUUAAAUGCUUUAGCUGCUGAAACUUGGGAUAAAAAAGAAGAUUACCAGAAAUAUGUCUUCGAAAUGUACAAAGAAAUCUAAUAAAUAUUAUUUCUGAUAUUGCCAUCUAAUUUUUUAUCUUCUAUUUAAUUUGUAUAUUUGAUUAGUAUUUUUUUAAAUUUUGUUAUCAGAGACUCACUUGUCCCUUAUUAAUUGUAAAUAUAUUUUAACUAGUGAGAACAUCUAAUUUUCAUCAAAAAUUUUUGUUUUUGUAAUUUUAUUAGUCAAAUCAAUGAAGUGAAU